This is a messenger RNA of Exophiala dermatitidis NIH/UT8656, 3882 nucleotides long. RefSeq lists its product as uncharacterized. The coding region runs from base 1 to 3882 and encodes 1293 amino acids. The transcript has 2 exons. The record is from RefSeq and is a predicted model, not a curated record. Gene Ontology annotation, molecular function: protein heterodimerization activity. Lineage: Eukaryota; Fungi; Ascomycota; Eurotiomycetes; Chaetothyriales; Herpotrichiellaceae.
AUGGCACAACGGGGCGCCAGAUCUGAUUCCCAGGACCCUGGCACUGUCAGGAGAUUGCGCAGUAUGGGCUCGGGUACAGACGUGCUCUCGAUGUCGGCAAAGUCCUCAAGAGCCACACUUCCUCAUGCGAACCCGCGUCCGGCCUACGUUUCGGAGUCCGAAGCAGAGAAAUUGAUCUAUGCAGAAAUCGAGCGGCCUGCGGUCAUUUUGGAAGGCGCACUUCAGCUCGUGAAUGGUUUCCUGGAUCAGAUUCUCUACGACAUCCUUUCGAAAGCGCAUUCCGUUGCGCUGAGCGCUGUUCGCUCUGCUGUGCCUAUCGUCUUAAAACAAAGGCUAGGCCAUUCGGCUGUGAGGGCUGCCGACGAGGAGUUGCAAGACUAUCUGGACGAAGAGGAGAUGGAGGAAGUACAAACCAGUGUCGGUACGCUGGAUCCAAGAUCGGAGUUCGAUGUUGAUCUGGCUUGGAAGCUCACCAGAUUACGUUGUAUGGUCUAUGCGAAGCUUGGAGAUAUGGAAGAGGAAGAUGAGGAGGACUAUCUGGACGACAACGAGUUGAGGCAACACAUUGGCGCGGUGAAGGACUCGGUGAGAGCCGCCGCAGCAAUCACUCCUUCUGCCGCCAUUUUCCUCACCACAGUCCUCGAGUUUCUGGGCGAGCAAGCCCUCUGCAUAGCAGCACAACAUGCGAGAAGGCGACACUCGCUCAAUAAGCCUCCCAAUACGGCAAACGGUACAUACCCGACCAGUGCGUCGGAUGAAGAUGUCAUCCUAGUGGAGGAAUUAGACAUGUCUGGUGUCGGUAAAGAGGGACCCCUGAUACGGCUUUGGCGCUCCUGGAAGGGCAACACGCGCGGUGGAAACAGCAUUUCUUCUCGCCCGACGACCCCUAUUAUCUUGUCUCCCUCAUCCCCAGAGUCGCCUGCCCAAGAGUGGAAGUUUCCCUCCGUUCCCGCGAUCUCGACCAUCCAAGAAGAACGCAGCCCAUCGAUCCGUCCAUCACGCAGUCCAGCACCGGCCGAUAUUCCUCUCCCAAUGACCAACAAUGACGUAGAAGAGAUUGAGGUGCCCGGUCUCGCGCCCUCUCCGGAACAUGAGAACGACGAAGGCCCUACUGAUCGGCCCACCCUCGAGAAGAGGAGACCCUCAAGCAUGGUAGAGAUGCCAGGCAGUUUCCCCAGCACGGUGUCCCCGGCUGCUGGUGAUGAACAAAGUGCGCAAAGACCAUUUUGGACACGGAAAAGGUCACAUUCUCUACCCCCCACUGGAUCCGUUUCUGGGACGGCAUCUAGACAACAAGCGGAAGGAGCAACGUCUGAUAGCAGCAAGCCUUCCGUCUUGAGCAUGUUAAAGAACUCGGAAGAACCUCUCGUCAGUGGCCCCACUGACGAGAAGUCACGCCCGACAUCCAGCAAAAUCAGCACUACUGUGGCUACCCUCGCCGGAGCUUUGAGCGCUGAAGCCUCUAAAGUGUUUCGAAGAGAUGAAUCCACAUACCUCCAUAGUGACGACGACUCCCGUGCCGCUGCUUCAUCUGCUAGAGGCAGCGUUAGUACUGUGGAGGAUGCAACGGGUCCAGCUGUAGCCCGUCGUUCACAUGCAAGAUCUCUCGGUGACGGCCACGAAUCUGAUCGUGAGCCACAGGCCCAUGCUCCAAGCUCCACUGAAGAGAUUGAAGCCAGUGAAGAGAGUGGCAGGGGUUUCAGAGACUCUGAUGCUGGAACACCCGUUCGAGGGAAUGAUCUCUCCACACACGCUCAGACGACCGUUGUCGCUGGGGAAGGUUCAUCGACGGCUGGACGUCCUCAGAUGGAUGUUCAAGACCGAGGCGCUUUCAAUAGAGAUAGCGUGACCAGCAACAGAGACAGCGGGAGUCUAGGAACGGCUGCCAUCUUCUAUCAAGGGACCCUAGGUGGCGACCAUCGCCAACGUUUUGACACAUCGUCCGCCGAAUCACUAGAACGACGCACUGCCACCACUCUCCCCAAGGUUAACGAAGAAGCUGCAACCACCACUCCUGCACGCCCUAAUGUAAUUCAGGAGCGGACGUCAUCUCUCGAGGACAGAGCUGCUGUGGCACAAUCAAUCCCAACUACCAGAUUUCCUCAACCUCCUUCCGGUCAUCCCUCAGCCUCACAGAGAAGGAUAGGCGACACCGCUCAACAUCGCAUACCACAUUAUGCCACCUCAUCCUUCGCUACUGGGCCAGAAGGCUUAGGUAUUGCUCACUCUCCCCAUAUGAGAAAUGCCAGUGCCCCAAUAGAUGGAAGGCAGCCAACGGCUGGAAGACAGCAUAUUCGGCUUCGCUCAGACGCCGAUGAUCAGUUCGUGCGGACCGCACCUACAGACGAAAUGGACAGAGCGAAAAAGAGUCUCGACGUUCUCAUAGACAGCGAUGAGACACUUCGCAUAACACUUACUCCGAAAUCCGCGAGACCGACUAAUGAGAAGUUCAAAGUGAAAAGUCAGACACAAGAGCUGGCGGACUUCUUCAAAAAUACAGCUCCACCAGGAGAGGAAGUGAGUCGGCCGAAAUCGUCGCGCUCCGCCAAAGGCAGCAUCAAUGGAUUCCGUUCGCACUCUCAGCAGACCUCGCAAGUACCAUUGCCUCCCACCAUCACAUCUGACACCACCCAGCCGAAAGAUCCGGGACAUGAAAGUUCCGCUUCUCCUUCAAGACCGAAGAAGCCUGUGGGGGAACCCCGUGACCCUAGAAUGGCCAAAAGCUCGACCAGAGAUCUGGCUGAUUAUGCACGCUCAACUGGUCCGGAGAACGAAAUGCAGCUGCCCAAACCACUCGCACCACGGCCGGGGACUGCCCAGGGCGUGAUAAGUGGUGACCAACACAAGUUUGAUGCCGAGGACGGUGGAAAACGGCCGGCGACAACUUCCGGGAAACCUGUCAACCGUCUCAAGUUCCAAGCUCGAGAUGCUAGAGGCCCUCGAACUGCUGAGAGCUCAGACCUGAUCGAUUUCAUCCGCGAAGGUCCUCCACGACCACCAGGAGAUCAUCGUAUUGACCGGAAUGUGGCGCCAUUUCGGACGACCAUGGACUCUGAUGAUUUGAAUGCACUUGCUCCUCCACCGGAACAAGAUUCUAAAGGUCGAAACUCUGUGGGCAGCGCACAAGAAAGUUCAGUAACGAUCAGAUCCAUGCCAUCGUCGAUGAAUUCAAGAACAGGACUCCUUGAUUCUACCAAUCGCGCGUCUAACAAGUUCGCUUCCGGCGCUGGAGGAUCUGCACACACCGUUUCUCGCCAGCCUGUCAUUCCAGAAGCGGAUGGUAUGCCUCAGAGAACCCGUCGAAGGGUUCGUGAUCCGUAUGCUAUCGAUUACAGUGACGAAGAGGACGAUAUGGAAGAGAUGUCCCCCCCGCAACAACGACGGGGAGAGGAGGAGUCUCUGGUCGAUUUUCUCCGCAACACCGCUCCUCCUCCGGGCAUGACAACCCAGCCGAUAUUGGCCGCAGAGCCAGAUUCAGCCGCGCCGGAAGGGACGGACGCAGUGAAGAGAUCGAUGAGCAACUCCAGGCUGAGGGAUUAUUUGCAGAGCUCGACUUCCAGCAGGAAUGGUGUUAAUGUCAAAUCCAGCAGCGCUGCUCGUGCCGAGUCUCCCCACCUCACUCAAGUCGGUUCGAAAAUGGACAAAUAUCGACCCACUCAACCUACGCACGCGGCACAUGUUGAUAGGAAUCGACAAAAGAUGCGUGCCGAACCAAGAGACGCCACUAACACAAAUGGAGGAGAUACGUCUGACCUCGCUGCGUAUCUAAUGAAUUCAGGGCCGCCCCCGGGAAGCGAAACACCACCGCAGAAGUUCCAUUUGACCAAAGACCAGCCUGGAUUUAUGAGAUUCUUCCAAAGAAGGCACAGCGUCAGGAAGUAA